Messenger RNA from Triticum turgidum subsp. durum (durum wheat), 3504 nucleotides. The record is from the annotation of a GenBank genome assembly. Lineage: Eukaryota; Viridiplantae; Streptophyta; Magnoliopsida; Poales; Poaceae.
AUGGCUUGUGCUAUUCACCUACUUGCCCUCUUCACAUUGAUACAACUCUAUUCAUUAGGUCCAUCUACUUCCCAUGCCCAUGGCCAUGCCCAUGGUAACGCCACUGCUUCUUCCGUCUGCCGUCCGGACCAAGCUGCAGCACUUCUCCAACUAAAGCAGUCCUUCAUCUUCGACUACUCCACCACCACACUGCCGUCGUGGGAGCCUGGUACUGACUGCUGUCAGUGGGAGGGCGUCGGCUGUGAUGAUGGCGUAUCUGAUGGCGGCGGCGGUGUCACUGUUCUUGACCUCCGUGGCUGUAGCUUCUACAGCUACGGCUUGCAUGCCGCGGUCUUCAAUCUCACCUCCCUGCGAUACCUCGACCUCAGCAUGAACGAUUUUGGUGGAACUCGCAUUCCAGCAGCUGGCUUCGAGAAGCUAACAAAGCUUACUCACCUCAAACUUUCAUGUUCAGGCUUGUACGGUCAGAUUCCUAUCGCCAUUGGCAAACUCACAAACCUCGUAACACUGGAUUUUUCUGAUGAGCAUAAUAUUGAUGUUUCGUAUACAAGCCCGAGUUACUCUGCUUUCUUGAGUGGCUAUAACAAGCUGCUGCUACGAGGGCCCAGCCUUGAGACCUUACUGGCAAACCUCACCAACCUGAGGGAGUUGUACCUUGACGGAGUGGACAUAUCAAGUAGUGGAGAAGAGUGGUGCAAUGGUCUAGGUAAGGUUGUCCCCUAUCUUCAGGUUCUUAGCAUGGCAGAUUGUCACCUCCAAGGUCCAAUACACUCCUCUCUGUCAAAUCUCCGAUCCCUUACCACGGUCAACGUUCAUGACAAUGAGAUUUCUGGUGUGGUGCCUGAAUUCUUCGCAGACUUUCUCAAUUUAAGUGUUCUUCAACUUGCGGACAACAGUUUCAGUGGUUGGUUUCCUCAGACAAUAUUUCAACUCAAGAAUAUAAGAGUGCUUGAUGUGUCAGGCAACAGUCAACUCUCGGGACAUUUACCAGAAUUUCCAAAUGGGUCUUCUUUCGAGACUUUGAAUCUACAGUCUACUAAUUUCUCUGGUAUCAAGAUGAGUUCAUUUAGCAACAUCCUGUCUCUGAGGGAGCUAGGUUUUGAUGGAAGGUCAAUUUUUGUGGACCAUACGGAUUUACUGUUCAACAAGCUCAACUCUUUGCAAAACUUGCAGCUCCCUUUUGCACAAUUUUCUGGGGAGUUAAGGCCAUUUUUCUUGUGGAUUAGUAGCCUUAAGAAUUUGACAAGCUUAGGACUCUCACAAUUUUCUUGGGGGUUAGGGCCAUUUUUCUCAUGUAUUAGUAGCCUCAAGAACUUGGCAAGCUUACAACUGUACGAUUGCUCUUCAUCCAAUAUAAUUCCCACCAUGAUUGGCAACCUCACCAACUUGAAAAUUUUGGAAAUAAGAUUUGGAUUCACUGGACAAAUACCGCCAUCAAUUGGCAACCUCAACAAGUUGACUUCCUUGACAAUCUCUGCUUGUGGCUUCUCAGGGGCAGUGCCAUCUUCAAUCGCCAAUCUCACUAAACUAAGAUCCAUGGAAAUCUCUGAGAAUAGUUUAUCAGGUCAAAUACCAACAUAUAUUGGACAUCUCAGCCAGUUGAUGUUAUUAACCUUAGCGGGCUGCAGGUUUUCUGGAAAAAUACCAAGUGUAAUUACCAAUUUGACUCAGUUGAUAUAUGUGGAUCUGUCGGAAAAUAACCUUAGAGGAGAGAUUCCAACAUCUCUAUUCGCUUCUCCAGCAAUGUUUUGGUUGGAUCUUUCAUCAAACCAACUUUCUGGAUCGAUCAAAGAAUUUGGUGGACUAAAAAAUCUUAUGUUACUGGAUCUUAGCUCAAACAACUUAACAAGUUCAGUACAUUUGAGCUCACUUUGGAAAUUAAGAAAGCUUGAUUACUUGGGUCUCUCGAAAAACAGGUUGUCCAUUUUGGAUGGAGAAGGCAGUAAACCCACGGUACCAUUACUCCCUAAACUCUUGAUAGUAGGGUUUGCGUCUUGCAACAUGACAACAAUUCCUAGAUUCUUGAUGCAUGUUAAUCAUAUCCAAAUGUUAGACCUUUCGAGCAACAAAAUACAUGGGAGUAUACCCAAAUGGUUAUGGCAGAGAUGGGAUGAUAGCCUUACAAGUCUAAAUCUUUCACACAACAUAUUCAAAGAUAUGCAACUUACUUCAUAUGUUCUCCCAUACAAUUAUUUGGAAUCUCUUGACCUAAGUUCCAAUAUGCUGCAUGGCCAGAUACCAAUGCCAAACCUGUUGACAACAGCUAACACCUACCCUAUAUUCUUGGAUUAUUCAAACAACAGAUUUUCUUCUGUUAUGUCUAACUUCACUACUUACCUUCGCCAAACUAGCUAUCUCAAAUUGUCACGAAAUAACAUAAGUGGGCAUAUACCCCAUUCAGUUUGCGACUUAAGCAACCUCGAAGUCCUUGACCUGUCAUAUAACAACUUCAGUGGCAUACUACCAUCUUGUCUGGUAGAAGAGAGCAAUUUGGGUGUAUUAAAUUUGAGGGAAAAUCACCUGGAGGGAACAUUGCCUUACCGUGUUGGUAAGCACUGUAAUCUGAAGACAAUUGAUGUACAUGGCAAUAAAAUUCAAGGGCAGCUGCCUAGGUCUCUUUCCAACUGUGCUGCCUUGGAGGUUCUAGACAUUGGAAACAAUCAUAUCGUUGAUACUUUCCCAUCUUGGUUGGGCAGGCUUUCUGAUCUUCGUAUCGUCGUUCUGGGAUCCAACCUAUUCUAUGGCUCGCUUACUUAUCCUAAAAGAGAUAGAAAAUCCAGGGAAUACUUCUCAAAGUUACAAAUCAUUGAUAUAGCCUCAAACAAUUUCUCUGGCAAUUUGGAUCCACAAUGGUUUGGGAGGUUCACAUCUAUGAUGGCAAAUUCCAGUGAGACGGGCAAUAUCUUAGGCAAUCAGAUAUAUUACGGAGACUACCAUGAUACUAUUGCAAUCACAUACAAAGGUCAAUAUGUGACUUUUGAAGAAGUCUUGACUACCUUAACCGCAAUUGACUUCUCAAAUAAUGCAUUGGAGGGUGACAUUCCGGAAUCAGUUGCAAGUCUAGUUUCACUACACAUAUUGAACAUGUCGCAUAAUGCAUUUACAGGAAGGAUUCCACCACAAAUUGGUGAGAUGCGUCAACUGGAAUCGCUUGACUUAUCAUGGAACAAGCUUUCUGGAGAGAUUCCACAAGAGCUAACAAAUUUAACAUUUCUUAGCACACUGAACUUGUCUGGAAAUAGGCUGGAUGGAAGGAUACCACAGUCACGUCAGUUUGCAACAUUUGAGAACACUUCAUAUGAAGGGAAUGCAGAGCUUUGUGGACCACCUUUGUGCAAACCAUGUGGUAAUUCAAGUAACCCAAAUGAGGCACAAGUAAGCAUAUCCAAAGAUCAUGUUGAUGUCAUUUUGUUUCUCUUUGCUGGGGUGGGCUUUGGCGUUGGAUUCGCGGCAGGUAUUCUGUUGAAAUGGGGUAAAAUCCGCAAAUGGUUCCGGGUUGUGUGA